Messenger RNA from Sorghum bicolor (sorghum), 1360 nucleotides. Its product is annotated as eukaryotic translation initiation factor 3 subunit F. Bases 135 to 998 code for a protein of 287 amino acids. The transcript has 6 exons. Gene Ontology annotation, cellular component: eukaryotic translation initiation factor 3 complex, eIF3m. NCBI's taxonomy places the organism in Eukaryota, Viridiplantae, Streptophyta, Magnoliopsida, Poales, Poaceae. Gene Ontology annotation, molecular function: translation initiation factor activity; translation initiation factor binding; metallopeptidase activity. The record is from RefSeq and is a predicted model, not a curated record. Gene Ontology annotation, biological process: translational initiation.
CGAGACAAGAAGAACAAGAGAGGAGACGAGGACUAGGAGGAAAGAAAGGAAACCCUAGCCCGCUACACCCUUGGCCCCUUCUCUCUUCGUGGUCGCCGCCGCCGCCGCCGCGCCCAAGCCUCUCCGACUCGGCCAUGGCGACGUCCUCAGCUCUCCUCUUCCCUUCUCCGUCCUCGGCGUCCUCGCCGCCGUCAUCGGCGCGGGUGGAGGCGGUGGUGCUCUUCAACGUCUGCGACAGCUACGUGCGGCGCCCGGACCAGGCGGACCGCGUCAUCGGCACACUCCUCGGCUCCCUCCUCCCCGACGGCACCGUCCACGUCCGCAACUCCUACGUUGUCCCCCACAGCGAGUCGGCCGACCAGGUCGCCAUCGACAUCGACUACCACCAUAACAUGUACGCCUCGCACCAGAAGGUGAACCCCAAGGAAGUCAUCGUCGGCUGGUUCUCAACUGGAUUUGGUGUUUCUGGGGGAAGUACGCUCAUCCAUGAGUUCUAUUCAAGGGAAGUACAAAACCCCAUCCAUCUUACAGUCGACACUGGCUUCACAAGGGGGGAGGCUUCCAUCAAAGCCUACAUCUCAUCCAACCUGUCCCUUGGAGAUAGGCACCUCGCUGCGCAAUUUCAGGAAAUCCCUCUGGAUCUAAGGAUGAUUGAGGCAGAAAAGGCUGGAUUCGAGAUCCUGAAAUCUACCAUGGUAGAGAAGCUCCCCAAUGAUCUGGAAGGAAUGGAGUCCUCAAUGGAGAAGCUUUACAUUCUUAUUGAUGAGAUCUACAAAUAUGUCGAUGAUGUUGUGGAAGGACGCGUGGCACCUGAUAACAGAAUUGGAAGGUUCAUCUCUGAUUCUGUUGCUUCAAUGCCAAAGUUGUCCCCAGCUGCUUUCGAUAAGCUUUUCAAUGACAAGAUUCAGGAUAACCUUGCGCUGGUAUACCUGUCAAGCAUCACAAGGACACAAAUCACCAUCGCGGAGAAGUUGAACACUGCUGCUCAAGUGCUGUAAUUUUGGUGGUUGUGGCAUUUGGUUGGACGUCGAUGAGUUGGGUGCAAUCUGUGAUGUUUGGCAUACGUGUCCAAUUUGGUGGCAGGAAUGCAUUUUUGUACUUGUUAUUAUUAUUACUAAAUGAUAGACCUGAUGAAACGGGUUAGUCAACAAUGAGAUCCCAUAAUCAUGUUGCCAGUAGAGUGGUGGAGGGCGAGAUGUUUCUGUUUGGAUAGUAUUCUGUGCUUCAGGUUCAAUAUUUGUAAUGCUCGUUUGUUUUGUGUAAUGACACAGUUAAUGACAUUGCCGAGCUAACGCCAAUGUGGAACAAUGAAGAGAUUUGCUCCACAUUGACGCCAUUUGGAGGUGCAGUGGCGCUGGAA